GGUCACAUGAGCUUCAGGAGCUUGUUUGGCCAGCCCAGGGCGCCAUGUCUUGGAGCCGGUCCAUACACUGGAGAUGCUGGUUGUACUUUACGGAAUGGCGCUGCUAGCACAGCGCUUCAACACUCAUUGCUGAAUUCUCAACGGUAAUAUAUUACUUUUACACUAACGGUUUAUGGGUGAGGUAACCUAUGAAAGUUCUUGAUCAUGACCACCAAGUCGUCUUUGUUAAAGGUGAUUCUGCUGGGGGAUGGUGGUGUGGGAAAGUCCUCCCUCAUGAACCGGUAUGUCUCCAACAAGUUUGAUUCCCAUCUGUUCCACACAAUCGGUGUAGAGUUCUUAAACAAAGAGCUGGAGGUGGAUGGUCACAUGGUCACUCUACAGAUCUGGGACACAGCAGGCCAGGAGAGGUUCAGAAGUCUCCGAACACCCUUUUACCGUGGCUCCGACUGCUGUCUACUUACGUUUAGUGUGGAGGAUAAUCAAAGUUUCUUGAACCUCAACAACUGGAAGAAAGAGUUUGCAUACUACGCAGAUGUCAGGGACCCAGAGAAAUUUUCGUUUGUUGUUCUAGGGAACAAAGUAGAUGUGGCGGAGCGUCAGGUGUCAAUGGAAGAAGCUCAAAGGUGGUGUCAAGAGAAUGGUGGAUAUCCAUACUUCGAAACAAGCGCAAAGGAUGCCACUAAUGUCUCAGCUGCAUUUGAGGAAGCAGUUAGACGUGUGCUGUCAUCUGAAGAUCGCGCAGAACACCUGCUGCCCACAGACACUGUUGAUCUGUUCAGGAAGCCACGGGCGAACGGCUCAUGCUGUUGAAACACUCCUUAUGUGUUAGCAAAAAAUGCAUACUCCAUGCCAGAAAAACCUCCUAAUUUCAUAAUUUUUGUCAUUGCAGAGUUAAAACAUCUUAAACACUGGUCUUUCUCUGAAUAAUGAACAUAAUU
Molecule: messenger RNA, 938 nt
Organism: Sinocyclocheilus grahami
Lineage: Eukaryota; Metazoa; Chordata; Actinopteri; Cypriniformes; Cyprinidae
Product: ras-related protein Rab-9A-like
Exons: 2
Coding region: 205-810 (201 amino acids)
Biological process (GO): retrograde transport, endosome to Golgi; Rab protein signal transduction
Cellular component (GO): late endosome; phagocytic vesicle; lysosome
Molecular function (GO): GTPase activity; GTP binding
Source: RefSeq, a predicted model, not a curated record